GAGAGGCAGCCAGCGCGGCAAGGAGGGAAGGCGGGAGCGCCCCGGGGCGAGCGAGUCUGAGCUGGUGCGCGCCGUCGGAGAAGGCGAAAAGAAAGAGAGAAAGGAAGGAAGAAGGGAAAGAAAGAAGGAAGGAAAGGAAGGAAGGAAGGAGGCAAGCAAAGAAGGGAAAGAAAAGGAGGGUCGACAUUGGAGGCCGAUGGAUUUCCAGCCGUGGAUCCCGCUGCUCGGUCUCUGCUGCGCCCUGAGCCUGGUAUCCGGGCAGAGGCACACGGUCUUCUGGAACAGCACCAACCCCAAGUUCCAGAGGGAGGAUUACACCGUCGAGGUGCGCCUCAAUGACUAUUUGGACAUCAUCUGUCCGCACUACGAGGAUAACAGCGUCCCCGCCCAUGCGAUGGAGCGCUACACCUUGUACCUGGUGGAACGGGAGGAGUACGACACCUGCAAACCCCGGUCUAAGGAGCAAGUUCGUUGGCAGUGCAACCGGCCGGAUGCCCUUCACGGCCCCGAGCGGCUCUCCGAAAAAUUCCAACGUUUCACACCGUUCACCCUCGGCAAAGAAUUUCGGGAGGGCCAUGAAUAUUAUUAUAUCUCAAAACCGAUUCACCGGCACCGAGAUUCCUGUCUUAAAUUGAGGGUGAAGGUGGUUGGGAAGAAAACUCUGAUACCACCUGGCCACAUCCCGACGCAGAAGGGGACUCUUCAAUCAGACGAUCCGGACACCCCGAUGCGCAGCAUGGGGUACAAUUCCGCCCCACGGCUCGGCAGCCCGCUGCCCUUCGUCGGCCUCUUGCUAUUGGUCUUCCUCUCUCGGGGGCCCUGAAGGGAAUCUCACCCACCCACCCCCAAAGGAACCCCCAGAUUGAGCCAGGCAGGGUGGAUCCCAACGAGGUCCAUGUGGCGAGCGAGACGGCAACGUGGGAUCUUCAGGGUUAUUGACCUCGAAACCGCCGGUAGUGCCAGGCGCGAGGAAGCGCAGUGCACGACGCAGGUAUGGUAAAGACAGCAUGCAAAUCCUCUCUUGUUCUCGAGAGAGAGAUCUCGUUGGACUCCCGGUGCGAGAAAGCAACGCGGCGAGCAGAUGGCGUGUCCUCCGCGGGUCGGAGACGUGUCCUCUGCGAGUCAGGAGACACCGCGGAUCCUCCGGAAGUUUGGUGGACGUUGUUGGACAUUUCAAGCAAACUUCGUUGGACUUUUCGAGCAAGAUAUAAGAUACGGGCUGCUUCCUAAACCACCCUCUCCCCUCCUGGACUUACGAGACCAUGUGAAUAAUUUAUCAGACUUAAAAAACAGGCAGGACCUGAAUUUGGCGAAGACUUCCGCGCAACUCCGGUGACUUGGAUUUUGUCCUCGCGAUCCAGAUGGGAAAGCUGCAUCCAAAGGAUAUCGGUUCGAGAACUCGGAUCAAUACUAUUUAUUAAAAGGAAAAGAAUGACAACCCCAGCAAUGAUUUUCCAUUUUCAACGAGACUUUUAUAAAUAUAUAUAUAUGAUGAAUUUAGGACAGCAAAACUCGGGUUUGUUCGCUUCGGGUUUUUGAUCCGAAGGGGUGGAAAAUUCUCUUUUUCAGAUCUGUUUUCAUUUGGGUAAGGGCUACAGAUCUUGCGGAGGAGGAAUCUCACGGGCUUUCUUUCUCCACUAGAGUACAAAAAACAAUCGGUUAAAAACAGAGGCAUCCCCCAAAAUGCCACAAAAAUAAAAAGUUUCGCUAGCAUUUUACACAGGUAGUCCUAGACUUACGACCGCAACUGAGCCCAAAUUUCCUGUUGCAAAGUGAGACGUUGGUUCAGCGAGUUUCACACACACACCCUUUUAUGACUUUUGCGGCUGCAGUUGUUAAGGGAGUUUUAUCAAUUUUUAAUCUAGUAACGGGGCUGGUGAGCAAAUUCUCCCCUGACUGAAGGUUGCAAAAGGGAUCGCAUGAUACCACCGUCAUAAAUCUAAACCAGUUGCCAAGCCUCUGAAUUCUGUGACUGUCGGGAGGCUGCAAGGGUCGUAAGUGUGAAACGCGGUCAUAAGUCACUUCUUUUCAGGGAUGUCGUAACUUUGAACAGUCACUAAACGAAGGAUUGUGAGUCAAGGACUACCUGUAUAUCUAACUAGGCUCAGCUGUUAUAAGCCAUAAAUCAGAAAUGUUAUUAUUGUAUUCCGUGCCAACCUCGCGCUGUCCGUUGUGAGGGAAACUGCCUCUGUUCAUGGAGGAUCCAUUUAGCUGCGAAGGACGGCCGUCCUUAUUUAGUGACCGCAAUGGGGACCGUCCACUUGGUCAGUCAGCGAAACGGUUGGUCAGUAAACCCCGUAGCCGCUGACCAUCUCAUUCCAAACUUGCUGUAUGGGCCUGCAAAGGUUCUGAGCGUGAGAGAGCAGGACGCAACUUUUAAGUUUUCAAAAAGUUGCGUAACGGACACAAAACGAGGCCGUCGCUAAACGAGGAGGAGCUGUCGUGGGUUUUGAUGCCAGUCAUAGUCUCUCCCGAGCGAUCUGCUCGCUGCGAAUUGGUUCUUUAAAAUCUUUGGCUGCUUAACGUUGAUCAGGGAGGCGAUCGCAGAAGGCGGAUUUCUCAAG
This is a messenger RNA of Pseudonaja textilis, 2564 nucleotides long. RefSeq names its product ephrin A1 (gene EFNA1). Gene Ontology annotation, cellular component: plasma membrane. Gene Ontology annotation, molecular function: ephrin receptor binding. The record is from RefSeq and is a predicted model, not a curated record. Gene Ontology annotation, biological process: axon guidance; ephrin receptor signaling pathway. Lineage: Eukaryota; Metazoa; Chordata; Lepidosauria; Squamata; Elapidae.